AAUGAUAUCCCCACAGGUAACGCCGGCGGGAAGCAAGUUGCAAUCGUGCAGCCACAGAGGAGAGACACCACUGAACAAAUUGACCAAACCGCAAGAUCGUCGCCACAAGCAAAGCGCGCUCGCAUGACAGCGACCGAAGCCUACGACGCCGACGACACUCCGCAGCGUCGGGCGGCGCGCGGCAUGACGCAGGCCGAGAUGUGGAUCGCGUCGCGGAAGACCAGCCCGCGACGCGCCGCCAAGUCUCUGCCCGCGCCCACGGGCGGCGCGGCGCGGCGGAGCCUGCCGAGCAAGAAACAUACUCCGCUGCGACUGACCGUGCUGCGGCAAGCACAGAGCGCGCACAAGCGACAAGUCACCAAGAUACAGGCGCCCACGCAGAUUGACCACACGAAGCAAGCGGCCAUAAUGCUGAUGACGGGACACACGUCCAAGGGCCCGAGCCCGCGCGCCAAGACCACACCUUCCUUCGUGGCCAAGAAGCGCAGCCCCGCCGCCCGCGCGUCCCGCACUCCCCGCCGAAGCCCCAAGGCCCCGCCCACUAGGACCAGCAAGAGAGGAUCCGCUAGCGGCUCCCAGGUAUCGAUCCUGGAGAUCAGCGACUCGACUCAGUCCACCACUCGCUCGGGCUCGCCGCUGCUGCCGACGCCGCGCAAGUCCGCGCUCAAGGGGCCCGGCGCCGCGCGCAAACACGACUCCAUCAAGUUCGACCUCAGCAACCUCGAACCCACUCCCACCAGCGACGACGAACUAACUCUACACUACUCCGACACCUCCAGCACUCAAUCACCUUCCCCGAGAAAAGGCAUUCACUCUCGAAGCAGCAGGAUGCUGGAGAAAUCCCUCGGGACGUCCACUGAUGUGUCGCGGAGGAGCAGGAGCACCCUCACCGCGGUGUCUCCCGAAUCUCCCCGCAGGAAGUCCAGUCGAGGCACUCUUAUACUCCAGAAAGCGCUGGACGCAUCCCAAAGCGACGACGGCUACUCGCGUCGCACCACCAGGACCUUGACCGAUCGUAGCGCCGACGCGACGGUCGCCUCAGCUUUCCGCACCCGUACGUUGUCUCCGCGGUCCCCGGCUCAAAACCUGGAAACCUACUCCAUCGUCGACCUGGUGUCGAUGGACUCCAACGAGUCUGGAAGGUCGACGUCGGUGUACAAUUCCGCCGGGUCCAUCGACAGCAGCGCCACCGCGUUCGGGACGCCCCAGAACAGCACCGGUAGACGAACCAGGUCCACUAUCGAUCCCAGCACCCUGCUCGGGUCCAGCACGCCGUAUGUUAAACCUACGAGAAGCUCGUCAUUGAAGUCGCAGGGUUCAGGGAAGAGUUCCAUCAAAAACUCCACAAACUUAUCCACGAGGAGCUCGGGCCCCGCUCGCCGGUCGAAGUCGCUGACGACUCCUGAAAAUUCUCGAGACACUCAAAGGCACAUCUCGGUCAACAGCACCCGAAUAUCGCGCGCCUCGAAGAGCCGGUCGCGGAUCAACGACACCGAUUUGAUGCUGAUAUCUUCGAGCGACAUCUCUCAGAUGGAGGACGCCUCGCCGCUGUCGUCGAGGCGCGUCAGUCAGAAGUCCCCGCAGAAUAGUCCCGCGCCGACUCGGAAAAGUUCCCGUAGGAGCGGUGGGGACGCCACGCCCGAUGGCAGCGAGAAGGAAAAUCAAGGUACCAGCACGCCGCAAAACAGGCACAGCCCUGAGGAGGCCGGCACGCCUGUCCUCAGCAUUCAGAGCCUGCUAGAUUCGAGCCAGAGCUCCUUCGCUUCCCAGAACUCGUCCAGGAAGGGACGAGGCGGCUCCAAGCGCAAGACGAUCGGCGUCAUAAGGUCACAGCCGCGCGGCCGGCCCGCGGUCAAGUCUAAAUCCCUGAGCUUCACGGCGAGGAGGGGUCUGCUGAGACUGAGCAAGGAUUCCUCGUUAGCUUCGGACAAAACGGACGAGGGCGCUCCGAAGCCGAGCAACGAAAAGAUGGUCACUCCAAAGAGCGCCGUCAAAUUGGUCCAGGAGGCCGUCAAGAACAAACACUCCACCGCGAAGAAGCCGCAGUCGAAGCGCUCGAUCAUCGACGAUCUCAACGAGUCCGACAUCGUCAAGCAGCUGUUCAGCAGCCCCGUCAAAAGGAAGCUGUCUCAAAGCAUGACGGAGUUCUCGAGGAAGCAGCUGUUCGAUGACGAGGAUGACGUCGUUGUCAACAGGAGGCCGACGCGCAACACGAUCGCGGUGGCCAACCGGACGCCGGAUAACUCCAUCUUGGACCGCACGGAGCCGAUCACGCCCGAAGUCUUCGUCAGCCCGAUCGGCACGCCUGCCGAGAGCCCCAAUCUAUCGGGAAUAAAGAGACUGUUCCGCAAGAACACGCCGAAUAAUGAUCUCCGAAACGUCAGAGGAGUCAAAGGCCUGUUACGCACGCCUCGAACCAGAAGGUCUAUCAAGAACGACCUGUCCGACGUCGCCGGAGUGAAGCAGGUAUUCGCGAAAUCGCCCAAAAACCGCCUGAGCGACGUCAGAGUGAAGGAAGUGUUCGCGGAGGGGCCCAAAAAUGAUUUGCGACGCGUCUCGGGAGUGAAAUCUCUGUUCCGAUCGCAGAAGGAGCGCGCAUCGCCGAGGAACGACCUGACCGACGUUCGAGGCGUCAAGAACCUAUUCCAAAGAAGCAGUCCCCGCAACGAUCUGCGCAGAGUGUCGGGUGUCAAGAAAACUAUGAGGAGAAAUUCGCCCAAAAACGAUUUGUCCGACGUGCGAGGCGUCAAGAAGUUGUUCAAAGGUUCAAAAGCGAGGAACGACCUCAACGACGUCAGCGGAGUCGAGGAACUUUUCAACGAAUCGGGUCAUUCCGUGCCAGAAUCGGAGCGGCUGUUCAAUCAGUUACUGGGCAAGCCGCCGAUCAAGGCAGUCUACUCGAAGAGCUUUGCAAAGAAGACUACGGCACCUAAGACCAGGGCGCGCGCCGCGAAGUCUUUGCACGCGUCGAUCGACGUCAUCACCAAUAACGUGGAGGAUUGGCUGGAGCGCGAGCUGCAGAAACGUCUGCACAAGGACGACGUGCCCAAGGCGGUGUCUAAAGAGCUUCAGAAGCUGAGUACAGCGACAGUGGAAGGCGCUGAACCGUUGCGGACCUCGCGCGUCCGCACUAGUACCGUGGCGCGGGCCGAAGUCUCGAUAGAAAUGAAAUCUGAAUCAACGUUGGCAAUGCCGGAGCCGAAACCGACUAAAGCCAAGCGAACCACUAAGGCUGCCGUUGAAAUCGAAGCACCCAAACAGGCUGCGAAGUCCCCGCCCAAAGCCAACGCUUCGAAAUCUUCGCCAAGGCAAGCUCCUGAGCCUCGCGCAACGCGAGCUCGCGGCGUCAAGGCCGACCGCUCGCAAACUCAAACCAAGAAACGACGAACAUCUCUAGUUAUCUCCAAGAAGUCGCCCGUCAUGAGCCCUAAACCCGCGCCCAGGACGAAAAGAGCAAAAGCCGAACCGCAGCCAGAUUCGCCGCUCAAACCCCAGCCGAAGCAGACUCGAGGCAGAGCGGCCCAGCCGCCGUCCCCGGUCAAGCCUAGCCCGAAGAAAACCAGAGGCAAAGCGAACCAACCCCAGUCUCCGGUUAAAUCUAGCCCCAAGAAGAGAGGCGAAGCGACCCGCACGUCGUCCCCGCCCAAACCAAGCCCGAAGAAGAGAGGCACCCGCAAGCAGGAAGACAAACCGGCGACACCUAAACGACCCACCCGAGCUAAAGUGCAAAAAGCUUCGGUUGUCGUGGGCAAACCCUCGCCUAAGAUGAAGCCGCAAGCGAAAUCCAAAAGCGAAGCGAAAGUAACCGUGAGCGAGUCGCCUAAAACGAAACGGAAAGUCGCCAGUCGGGCUGCGAAAACCCAAGAUGAAGUCAAUAGUCCGCGAAAGUCACGCAAAAUUGCGGCUAACGAAAAAAGUGUCGAACAAGUCGAAAUCAAAUCGAGACGCAGGAAAGUGGAAUCUCCCAAAAAAUCACCGCAGCCGGCCAGGACGCGCCGGGCGGCCGAAAAUGAACCUAAGAGCAAGAGGAGCAAAGCCGUCAGCGAAUCUGAUAAAAAUCCCGGGCCGGAAAAGAAGGAGAGAAAGGGGCGAAAAACUCAAGUCGUAGAAGAAAAGCCUGAACCAAAGAGAACUCGUAAGACUCAGGAUGAAUCAAAGAAGACUGUCGCGAGGGAGUCGCCGAAACCGAUUCGAUCCCGCGGCAGGAAGCUCGAGGCCCAGGAGAGCGUCCAAUCGGAGCCCACGACAAGGACCCGGCGGGGAAAAGUCAGCGAAAACGCCACCGUCAUACCCGAAGUCGCGUCUCGGAAGCGCAAAACCACCGCGGAGAACGUCAUACCUGCCAAAGUGACCAAAACCAGCGCCAAGGAGGUCGUCGAGACGAAGUCCCGGCGAGGGCGGAAGACGACCAUCGAGACCGUCGAGGCGGAGACGGGCAGCGUCAGGCAAAAACGCUCCGUAAUUAAGGACAGCAAGGUCUCUAUUAGCUCGCGUCAGAACCAGGACGGCAGCCGCGUGGAAAACGUGCGGACGGUCCGCUCGCGCAAGCUCGUGGUGACCGCCGUGGAGACCAGCGCCCCCAAACCGAAGACCGCAAGAGGCGGGAAAGCAACUGCCAAACAAAAUGAAACAAAAACCAACACUCGGAAAAAGAAGACUGAAUCAUCGCCUGCAAAACAAGCAUCCCCGGAGAAGCGCACGCGCCGCGCCGCCCGUCCGCAAGAAGAGACAACAAAAGCAACGGGCCGCUCACGUAGGAGAUAAUACAACUGACAUAGAAAAUCAAGUACAAAACUAUAAUUUAAAACGUGCAUUUAUAAAACGCCGUAAGAGUACAUAUUUAUGAUAAUUAACGUUUACUUAGUCUAAUUUAACAUCUAAAACGAUCCUCAGGAUAGCGUCCGUCGUCGAACGACGCACUGAAGCUCAAACAAACUGUAUACGGGACAGUAGAUAUUUUAAUAGGACAUUUCUUUACUACUUAUGUAACUUGUCGUACAUGACAAUAAAACAAUAUUUUGCGAUGUUGAAGUUAAAUAGCAAUCAACUGUUGUAAUCUUUGAUGUUAAUGGAUAUUAAUGUUGUAUAUGAGAAAGGUUUUCAACAUACCGAAUUAAAUAUAGUACAUGUUAUGUAGAAGACUUGAAAAGUACAUUUAAACUGUAUUAUGAAAUAGAUGAAGUUUUUAAAUAGUUGGUAACACACACUUGCUGGGUGUUUGAUAUUGUUACUGAGUACUCGCAAUGUUGAGUUUACAUUUGAUGUUGUUGGAGUCUCGUCUCUAGACAGCAAUAAAUAACGGCUAUCUCAACAGUUGAAACUUAAGUUUGGUUUUAGACAGUUAAUUUUAAGAACCCAAAAAAUAAGUUUGAUUUUAUUUUAGACGCCUAAAAUAUUAUGUAGGGUUUUAGUUGAUAUUUUAGUGUUCAAUCUGUGUGAUUCGUAAUAUCAUGGGUUUAUUUUUAUUUUAAUCGCUUUGUAUUGCUUUUAAUAUGCCAAAUUAGGUUCUGAUUUUUUUUGUGAUAAUAUAGAUUCUUGGUCUGCGUGCUAUUGCGCUAAUAGUGGUACUAUUUUAUAACGAAGCACAAUAUCAAUGCACACUUUUUCUGGUUUUUUAAACGGACAUUAUUUGUUUUAGUAUUUUGGAUAUUUUAGUUGAAAAUAGACAUUUCUUAGUAUGUAGUGAUGAUACAACGGUGCUCGUGACGCACUCGAUCGCAUCAGGAAUUAUUCGCAGUGGUUUCCUGGCAAGAAUGACUAAUUCAGAAAGAAACAGACAUAUAACGUGAUCUCGACUCAAUCACAAGUCGAUAAAGUUUAAAAUUGCUUCAACACCGAUUGGAACUGUUGAGUUUAAUGUUUCUUUCAGCAAAACACUGCGAAUAAGGUCCUAUUUUUGUGAAAUGUGAUGCCUUUUGAAGUGUUGAGCAUUAUAGACAUGCAACGGGAACAAAGUUUUUAUUUAGAUUACCUUAGAAGAGUUGACAGGUUUCAUAUUGAUAUUUGUAGAAAAGUUCUGGAA
This is a messenger RNA of Ostrinia furnacalis (Asian corn borer), 6022 nucleotides long. RefSeq names its product proliferation marker protein Ki-67. The annotation marks the transcript as partial. Lineage: Eukaryota; Metazoa; Arthropoda; Insecta; Lepidoptera; Crambidae. The record is from RefSeq and is a predicted model, not a curated record. The transcript is spliced from 12 exons.